Messenger RNA from Funneliformis geosporum, 2202 nucleotides. NCBI's taxonomy places the organism in Eukaryota, Fungi, Glomeromycota, Glomeromycetes, Glomerales, Glomeraceae. The record is from the annotation of a GenBank genome assembly.
AUGAUGCAAACUGAUGAAAACGAAGGGUUUUAUUUGAUCGAAGAGCUUGAUAUUCCCUUUGAAGAAGAAAUUCUACGCAACCCUUACACAUUAAAAUCAUGGCUUCGAUAUAUUGAUCAUAAAUCUGAACAACCACUACAACAACAAAUUUUUGUAUAUGAGCGUGCUCUUAAAGAAUUACCUGGUUCUUAUAAAUUAUGGAAGAAAUACUUAGACCUUCGUAGAGAACACGUUCAAGAGUUAAAUCCCGUUAGAUUUGAAAAAGAAUAUUUGAAAGUCAAUAAUUGUUUUGAGAGGGCAUUAAUGCCUCGAAUUUGGUUAGACUAUUGUAGUUUCUUAAUGAAUCAGUGUAGAAUCACCAAAUCACGUAGAACCUUUGAUCGUGCAUUAAAAGCAUUACCGAUCACACAACAUCCAAGAAUUUGGGAGUUAUAUUUAAAAUUUGCUAAAUCAGUUGGAGGUGAAACAGCGAUUCGAUUGUAUCGAAGAUAUCUUAAGUUGGAACCAGACCGUGUCGAAGAAUAUAUCGAUUUGUUAUUAUCACUUAAUCGAUACGAUGAAGCUGCCAAACGACUUGCUCAGGUUGUUAAUAACGAUCGAUUCCAAUCAAUGUCCGGAAAAUCCAACUAUCAAAUGUGGAUGGAACUUUGCGAUUUGGUUUGUGAAAAUCCAUACGAAAUCAAAAGCUUAAAAGUCGAGUCUAUUAUACGAAGUGGAAUUCGUAGGUUUACAGAUCAGGUCGGAAGAUUGUGGAAUUCUUUGGCGAACUAUUGGAUAAAAUUAGGACACUUUGAAAAGGCAAGGGACGUAUUUGAAGAGGGUAUUAAUACUGUAAUGACUGUAAGAGAUUUUACGCAAAUCUUUGAUACAUAUGCGAAAGCUGAAGAGACUGUCAUUGAAAAAAAGAUGGAAGAAACAGCAGAGAGGGCAGAAAAUGGAAUAGAUGAUCCACAAGCAGAUUUAGAGUUAGAUUUAAGGCUGAUGCGAUUUGAACAAUUGAUGGAUCGUAGACCUUUUCUGGUUAAUGAUGUCUUGUUGAGGCAAAAUCCAAAUAACGUCCAUGAAUGGGAAAAAAGAGUGGCGUUAUGGAAAGAUAAUCAUACUAAGGUUGUUGAAACGUAUACAAAGGCAAUGAGAACCAUUGACCCAAAAAAAGCCACGGGAAAAUUCCAUGGGUUAUGGGUAAACUUUGCUAAAUUUUACGAACAAGGUGGUGACGUUGAGAAUGCUCGUACGAUCUUUGAGAAAGCUAUUCAUGUUGAUUUUAAGAACGUUAACGAUUUGGCUGCAUUAUGGUGCGAAUAUGCUGAGAUGGAACUACGAUUUGAAAAUUACGAUAAAGCCAUAGAUGUUAUGGGUCGUGCCACAGUUCCUCCUCGUAAUCCAAAUGUAGAUUUUCGUGAUGAGAGUUUACCCGUCCAGCUACGCGUUUUUAAAUCAAUAAAGUUAUGGUCAUUUUAUGUUGAUCUCGAAGAAAGUAUCGGCACGGUAGAGUCUACUAGAGCGGUAUACGACAGAAUAUUAGAAUUGAAAAUCGCUAAUCCUCAAAUAAUAAUUAACUAUGCAAGUUUUUUAGAGGAAAAUCAAUAUUUUGAAGAGAGUUUUAAGGUUUAUGAACGUGGUGUAGAACUGUUCAAUUAUCCCAUUGCAUUCGAGAUUUGGAAUGUAUACUUGACAAAGUUUAUUAAUCGAUAUGGAGGCUCCAAGCUAGAACGCGCUAGAGAUCUGUUUGAACAAGCACUUGAAAAAUGCCCUCCUAAAUACGCUAAACCGUUAUAUCUUAUGUACGGUAAAUUAGAAGAAGAUUAUGGUUUAGCACGACACGCGAUGCGUAUUUAUGAUCGUGCAACCAAAUCAGUAUCUGAUGAGGAUCGAUCCGAGAUGUUCAAUUUUUAUAUCGCCAAAGCUAGUGCCAAUUUUGGUGUAACAUAUACUCGUGAAAUUUAUGAAAGAGCGAUUGAAGUUUUACCAGAUAAAGAAGCUAAAGAUAUGUGUUUGAAGUAUGCUGAAUUGGAGCGUAAAUUGGGAGAAAUUGAUAGAGCGAGAGCUUUAUAUGCCCAUGCAUCCCAAUUUUGCGACCCAAGGACGGUACCAUCAUUCUGGCAAACUUGGAAGGAAUUUGAAGUCAAGCAUGGUAACGAAGAUACAUUUAAAGAAAUGCUUCGAAUCAAGAGAAGUGUAUUAGCUCAAUAUAACACCGAG